Onychostoma macrolepis is the source of this 1335-nucleotide messenger RNA. RefSeq lists its product as uncharacterized. The coding region runs from base 1 to 1185 and encodes 394 amino acids. The record is from RefSeq and is a predicted model, not a curated record. Lineage: Eukaryota; Metazoa; Chordata; Actinopteri; Cypriniformes; Cyprinidae. The transcript is spliced from 5 exons.
AUGGGUGAAGAUGUGAAGAAAGCAGUGGGUGAGACAGUUUCUUUUCGUCCAGACACAUUAGAAUCUCCUGUCACCAGCAUUGUAUGGAAACAUGUUAGUCUUUCUACUGUGAAGGCGAUUGAAUGGGACGUUGAUGAUGGUGUUAUCAUCCCGAAUCAGAGAUUCAAAGACAUCACAACUCUUGAUGAGAAAACUGGACAAAUCACUAUAACUAAUUUAAAAGUCGAGCAUAGUGGAGAGUAUACCAUUGACAUCAACAGUAAAGAGCAGGGACAAAGAUUCAGCUUGGAAGUUAUGGAGCGGGUCCCCAAACCUAAGACAACUAUAGAGGAGAGCAGUAACCCUGAUGUUGUGUAUUUAAUAUGUGAGUACAGUGGAACGAUCAUCUGGAGGAAUUCUGCUGGAGAAACACUGAAUGGUUCAAAGCACCAUCGCACAGGAGAAUUCAUCACAGUAAAGAAAAAAGGAAAUCCAGAAAACUACUACACCUGCACACUAGAGAACGCAGUGAGUGAUGAGACCAGUGAUCCGGUCUAUGAGAGAGAUCUGUUUAAGACGGGUGAAGAUGUGAAGAGAGCAGUGGGUGAGACAGUUUCUUUUCGUCCAGACAAAUUAGAAUCUCCUGUCACCAGCAUUGUAUGGAAACAUUUUAGUCUUUCUACUGUGAAGGUGAUUGAAUGGGACGUUGAUGAUGGUGUUAUCAUCCCGAAUCAGAGAUUCAAAGACAUCACAACUCUUGAUGAGAAAAUUGGACAAAUCACUAUAACUAAUUUAAAAGUCGAGCAUAGUGGAGAGUAUACCAUUGACAUCAACAGUAAAGAGCAGGGACAAAGAUUCAGCUUGGAAGUUAUGGAGAGGGUCCCCAAACCUAAGACAACUGUAGAGGAGAGCAGUAACCCUGAUGUUGUGUAUUUAAUAUGUGAGUACAGUGGAACGAUCAUCUGGAAGAAUUCAGCUGGAGAAACACUGGAGGGCAAUAAGAACCAUAAGCCAGGAGAGUUUAUCACAGUCAAAAACACAAGAAAUCCAGAAAACUACUACACCUGCACACUAGAGAACGCAGUGAGUGAUGAGACCAGUGAUCCGGUCUAUGAGAGAGACCUGUUUAAGACAGGUAUGACAGCAAAUUACUUCAAUAUUAAAUUCCAAAGAAAAAAAUCAGAUCAGGUCAUUCUUUAUGUUUAGGUGCUAAGAUGAGUUGCUUUUCUAUUUAGAAAUUGCUUUUACAUUCAACAAAUAUAUGACAACAGUCACACUAAAAAUAUAUGAAUGUCAUUGUGUUAGACAGCUCUUUUCCACCCAAAGAGGAUAUCAGUGUGGGAAAUAUUGCAAAUU